UCUAACUCUUAAACAAUGAAUGAGGAUAACGAAAAGGCAGUUUUGGUCGGUUCAAAACUCAGGACAGUUCACCUACACUUACAAAUUUCUGUUCCUCAUGUCUAAAAUUUCUUCUUUUUCUUCUUCCUCUAAAUUUUCAAACCCUGCAGUUUGCUUAUCUUCUUCAAAACUCUCACCUACUCCAAAGUUUUCUUCUUUUUCCACUUUAAGCCCUCCUCUUUUCUCCAAAACCCCUCUAUGUUUUCACCCAAUUUCUCACCCUCCAAGAAAAGCUCUGACUUUGGUUUUGUCUAAGCCGUUUGAAGCAGAGGAAGAGCUGUCCUCUACAGAAGAUGAGUGGCUCAAGAGACUCCCAGAUAAGUCCAAGCCUUUGUACUCUCACAGCUUGCCUUGCAUUGAAGCUUGGCUUAGAAAUUUGGGAUUUUAUCAGAGUAAAGAUGACCGGGCUGUCUGGUUGAUUGAAAAAACUGAUUGGCAUGCUCAGUUGUCGCUUGAUGUCACUGAUCUCUGCAUAAGGUAUUUGAAGAUUGGACCUGGGAAUCUGGAAAAAGAUGUGGAGAGAAGAUUCAGCUAUGCAUUGAGUAGAGAAGAUAUUGAGAAUGCCAUACUUGGAGGACCAUAGGCAAGGCAAUCCAGCAUCUGCUAGGUCUAUUUUAGCAAUAUUUGUAAAGAUAACUUCCCAAAAGGAUUUCCAGAAGCGGAAAGAAAUUCAAUUACAAAUGCUGUGUUCGGUGAUAUAAUCAAUGAAAUAUUUGUUAAGCUGCA
Mangifera indica (mango) is the source of this 765-nucleotide messenger RNA. RefSeq lists its product as uncharacterized. Lineage: Eukaryota; Viridiplantae; Streptophyta; Magnoliopsida; Sapindales; Anacardiaceae. The transcript has 2 exons. The coding region runs from base 20 to 622 and encodes 200 amino acids. The record is from RefSeq and is a predicted model, not a curated record.